Molecule: messenger RNA, 3520 nt
Organism: Gossypium raimondii (Peruvian cotton)
Lineage: Eukaryota; Viridiplantae; Streptophyta; Magnoliopsida; Malvales; Malvaceae
Product: ribonuclease TUDOR 1
Exons: 17
Coding region: 189-3173 (994 amino acids)
Biological process (GO): regulatory ncRNA-mediated gene silencing; mRNA catabolic process
Cellular component (GO): RISC complex; cytosol; nucleus
Molecular function (GO): RNA binding; nuclease activity
Source: RefSeq, a predicted model, not a curated record
CCACUUCUCUCUGUCUCUGAUCGCCGCCCUCUCUCUCCUACUCUGAGUUUUUUUUUAUUUAAUUUAAUUUUUUUAAAUAAUACAAAAUAACGGAGCUUAUCAUCAUUAUAUAAAAUCUUUCAUUCUCCGUUCUUCGGUAGAUCCAAUAAGGAGUUUUCCUCGUUUGAUCCAGAUCUUAGCCGUUGAGAAUGGCGGCACCAGCAGCUGGGAGAACGGGAUGGUACAAAGGGAGAGUCAAAGCAGUUCCAUCGGGGGAUUCCUUGGUGGUAACGGCGAUGGCCAGUAACAGACCUGGACCUCCACCCGAGAAGACCAUUACCCUGGCAUCUCUCAUUGCUCCCAGACUGGCACGUAGAGGCGGUAUUGAUGAGCCAUUUGCCUGGGAGAGCAGAGAAUUUUUGAGGAAGCUCUGCAUAGGGAAGGAAGUCACUUUCAGAGUUGAAUAUGCUGUACCGAGCAUAGGUCGAGAAUUUGGCUCAGUUUACCUCGGUGACAAAAAUGUUGCAAUUUUGGUUGUCUCUCAAGGCUGGGCAAAGGUCAGGGAGCAAGGACAGCAGAAAGGCGAAGCAAGCCCUAUUCUUUCUGAACUGCUACGUCUUGAGGAACAGGCCAAACAACAAGGUGUGGGUCGAUGGAGCAAGGUGCCUGGUGCUGCUGAGGCUUCUAUCCGGGAUUUACCUCCAUCUGCUAUUGGUGACCCUAGUAACUUGGAUGCCAUGGGUCUUCUGGCUGCAAAUAAGGGUAAGCCAAUGGAAGGUAUUGUGGAGCAGGUUCGUGAUGGUAGUACUGUUCGAGUCUAUCUGCUCCCAGAUUUUCAGUUUGUGCAAGUGUUUAUUGCUGGUAUUCAGUCCCCUUCAAUGGGUAGAAGGGCUGUUGCAGAAACUGUUGUUGAAACGGAUUUGACCUCUGAUGAUCAAAAUGGAGAUGCUUCAGCUGAGCCACGGGCUCCCUUAACAUCUGCACAGAAGCUUUCUGCGUCUACAGUUGCUGCUACUGAAGUGUCCCCAGAUCCAUUUGGGCCAGAAGCUAAACAUUUUACAGAAGUUCGCUGCUUGAAUAGAGAUGUCCGCAUUGUUCUUGAAGGUGUUGACAAAUUUAGCAAUUUGAUUGGAUCAGUUUAUUAUCCUGAAGGUGAAACUGCGAAGGACCUUGCAUUGGAGCUUAUGGAAAAUGGUCUAGCAAAAUAUGUUGAAUGGAGUGCUAAUAUGAUGGAAGAUGAUGCCAAACGGCGGUUGAAGGCUGCAGAGCUUGAAGCCAAGAAGACUCGGCUAAGGAUCUGGACAAAUUAUGUACCCCCAGCUACAAGCUCAAAGGCAAUCCGUGACCAAAACUUCACAGGAAAGGUUGUGGAGGUUGUUAGCGGGGACUGCAUUGUUGUGGCUGAUGAUUCUGUCCCAUAUGGCAGUCCUCUUGCAGAGCGCCGAGUCAAUCUUUCAAGCAUUAGGUGUCCAAAAAUUGGCAAUCCUCGUAGAGAUGAAAAGCCGGCUGCUUAUGCCCGGGAAGCAAGAGAGUUUUUGAGAACACGCCUUAUUGGAAAACAGGUGACUGUAGAAAUGGAAUAUUCAAGGAAGGUUCCCAUGGCAGAUGGUGCUAUAGCUGCUGCUGCACCUGCAGAUUCAAGGGUAAUGGAUUUCGGCUCAGUCUUCCUAAUGUCUCCUGCUAAGGGUGAUGGUGAUGAUGCUCCUGCCGCACUCCCAUCCACAGCUGGUAGUCAGCCACCUGGCUUGAAUGUUGCAGAGUUGGUGGUUGGACGUGGCUUUGGCUCAGUGAUAAGACAUAGGGAUUUUGAGGAAAGAUCAAACUAUUAUGAUGCCCUUUUGGCAGCUGAAUCACGUGCGAUUUCUGGGAAGAAAGGAAUCCAUUCUGCCAAGGAUCCUCCAGUCACGCACAUACAAGACCUCACAAUGGCACCAGCCAAGAAAGCUAGAGAUUUCUUGCAUUUCCUGCUUCACAAGAGGAUACCAGCUAUUGUGGAAUAUGUCCUAAGCGGUCAUCGUUUUAAGUUGUUGAUCCCUAAGGAAACUUGUAGCAUUGCCUUCUCAUUUUCUGGUGUCAGAUGUCCUGGUCGCGAUGAACCAUAUUCAGAUGAAGCCAUAGCAGUAAUGAGACGGAAGAUCAUGCAGAGAGAUGUGGAGAUUGAAGUGGAAACUGUCGAUAGAACUGGAACAUUUUUGGGGUCUUUGUGGGAGUCCAGAACCAAUAUGGCUGUGACACUAGUUGAAGCUGGCCUGGCAAAGCUACAAACUUCAUUUGGUGCUGACAGGAUUCCUGAUGCUCAUCUUCUCGAACAGGCUGAACAAUCCGCCAAGAGGCAGAAACUGAAAAUUUGGGAGAACUAUGUUGAAGGGGAGGAAGUUUCCAAUGGAUCCGCCCCUGUAGAGAACAAACAAAAGGAAUUGCUGGAGGUUGUUAUUACUGAAGUAUUGAACGGUGGAAAAUUUUACGUCCAAACAGUUGGAGAUCAGAGAGUAUCUUCUAUUCAGAAACAGCUUGCAUCUUUAAAUAUCCAAGAGGCUCCUGUGAUUGGUGCUUUUAAUCCUAAGAAGGGCGACGCUGUCCUUGCUCAGUUUAGCAUGGAUAACUCAUGGAACCGUGCACUGAUUGUCAAUGCACCUCGAGGAGGAGUUCAGUCUUCAAAUGACAGGUUUGAAGUGUUUUAUCUCGAUUAUGGAAACCAAGAGUUGGUUCCCUACAAUCAAUUACGGCCUAUUGAUGCUUCAUUAUCAGCAACACCCGGGCUUGCUCAGUUAUGCAGUCUUGCAUUUUUGAAAGUUCCAAGCCUCGAUGAUGAAUUGGGUACUGAGGCUGCCCAGUUUUUGAGUGAGCAGACAUUAGGAAGUUCACUGCAAUUCAAGGCAGUGAUAGAGGAAAGGGAUACCUCUGGGGGAAAAGUCAAGGGGCAGGGAACUGGUACUUGUCUCGUUGUAACCCUCUUUACCGAGGACCCGGAGGAUAGCAUCAAUGCAGCAAUGCUGAAGGACGGUCUUGCUAGGUUGGAGAAGAGGAAGAAAUGGGAAUCGAAGGAGAGAAAAUUGAUGCUUAAUAAAUUGGAAGAGUGUCAGGAGGAAGCGAAAACUGGUCGGCGUGGAAUGUGGCAGUAUGGAGAUGUGGAGUCGGAUGAUGAGGAUUUAUUUCCGCCAGUUGCGGCUAAGAAAACCGGAGGUCGGCGUUAGGUAUUGUAAUUUUUUUAUCAAUCACUUUUUGGGGUUAAACAUCUAAAGAGUUCUAAGUUAUAGGUGUGGAUCAUUCUCGUUUGAAGAGUUACAAGAGCUCCUCGAAAGAAAAAUCUCAACUAUAACAUGCUUAAAUUUUGACUCUUUUUUUAAAAUCUUUUUUUUUAACAUUACGAGAGACAAUUUUUUUAAUACAUGUUUAAAUAAGGUGAACAGUAGCAUUUCUGUUAUGUUUCCAUGUGGGAGACCGAUAGGAACAUUUUUUUUUUUUCAAAUUCCCGUUGGAUAGAAUUUUUAAUCUAUGUUUAUUUUGGAUAUUUCUAUGGUACGGAAAUUUCUUCUUUUUA